GAGAGGUGGGGCCCGGUGGAGGUGGCGGUCAGGAGUCUAGGCGACGGGGCGUGACGGGUCGGGAAGUGGCCGGGCCAGAGCCGGCGGGAGGGCCUGGCACGGAGGCUCCCACAGUGGCGUGCCCACCCCGGCCACGGCCGAGGAGGAUGAUCUCUAGAUACACUCGGAAGGCGGUGCCACAGAGCUUGGAGCUGAAAGGAGUAACAAAACAUGCUCUUAAUCAUCAUCCCCUCCCAGAACAACUGGAUGAAAUUUCCUCUACAAACGACAUCCAUGAAAAAGACCUAAGUUCCCACAGUGAAUCUGACAUCACACAAGAAUCACCUUUUACAUCAGCUGACACUGGGAAUUCAAGGUCUGCUUUUCCAAGCUAUACAGGCACAAGGAUCUCUACUGAAGGCAGUUUGGACUUCUGGAGAUAUGGUGAAGUUGAUCAAAAUGCCACUGAAGAAGUUCAGGCAAUGUUCACAGCCAUUGACGAGCUCUUGUAUGAGCAGAAGUUGAGUGUACAUAGUGAGCGUCUAUACGAAGAGUGCCAACAGUGGACACGUAGCUUUCCUCACCUCAGAAUUCUGGGUAAGCAGAUAAUCACUCCAAAUGAAGGUUAUGGACUGUAUCCUAGAUCCCCUUCUGCUGUGUCAGCUUCAUAUGAGGCAACACUAUCUCGGGAAAGAGAUUCUACUACAUUUGGUAUUAGGGGAAAGAAAUUACAUCUUUCAUCUUACACCAAUAAACCAUCUUCCACUGCCAAAUCCCAUGGCUUGUGUUCUAUAGAAAGAGAAGAAGACUGUGUAAUCUUUUCUGAAGGAAUAGAGGAAUAUCUAGCAUUCGACCACACAGAUAUGGAAGAGGGAUUUCAUGGAAAGAAAUCAGAAGCAGCUGUUAAGAAACAGAAAUUAGGGUACCCUCCCAUUGUUCCAUUCUACUGCAUGAAAGAGAAUGUCCUUGCUUACGUGUUUGAUGAUGUGUGGAGCAUGGUUCUGAGCUGUAUGGAACAGCUGACCCGUAAUCAUUGGGAGGGAUUUGCUUCUGAUGAUGAGAUUAGUAUUGCAAUUACCAGACCAGCUUCAGAAGGUCCCUGUCUGCUGAGUGAACCACAGCCUUUGUUCUUACCUCGAGUGCCACAAUCUAAGGUGCCGUCUAUCACCUCAAAUCCGAUAUGUCUCUGUCAAGCAGCAAGUGGACAUCAGCCAAAUGUGAAUGGUCUCUUGGUUCAUGGGAUGCCUCUACAAACAAGAAAUCUCCCCCUAAUGGACAAGCUCCUAGAACUUGACGAGCUACUUAGGAGACCUGGGUCCAGUACCAUCUUUUCAACCCGAAAUUGGCCAAAUCGAGCCUUGGAGCUAAGUACUUCAGCUCUGUCAUAUACAGUGCAGUCUGCUGGGAGACGAAAUCCCCCACCAUGCACCCUUCACCCCAUCAGUACAAGCCAUUCAUGUGCUGGAACACCAAGACCUAUGGAAGAAAUCCACAGAGGCUCCCAUGUGUACCCAGUGGCAGCCAACUUGCACUCUCCAUCACCAAUGCCCCGGAGUCGAAAUCAUCUGCUGCCACCUAUUGGCACAGCUGAAGCAGAACACUUGAGCCCUGUGGGGCCACAAAGGCAAACGAAAAACCAUGGUGAUUUCAGUCGAGCUCAAAGUGCAGUGGUGGACAAGCCUAACUACCAGCAGCCCCAGGAGAGGCUCCUUUUACCUGACCUUUUCUCCAGGCCCAAUACAAUUCAGUCAUUUCUGCCAGAAACACAGUAUCAUCGUUCAUGCACUAUUGAGUACCCUCAUCAGGCCCAACCUGGUAGGGGCUCUGCAGGGACAGGACCUCAGUUACAUGGGUCUAUGCAAUCUCAAAACAGAGGCGCAGUCUCUAGAACCAGGCAAGGACCAUAGAGCAAAUGAGAAGAACCUGCUUCAGGCUACAGGGAAUACAUGGGAAGAUUUCACGAAUCAGUGUUCAGUCAUCUUGUGAUGCAGAGCUCAUUUACAAGAGACAAUGGUAAAACCAUCUUCACAAAGAGUUAUUUUGGU
Manis javanica (Malayan pangolin) is the source of this 2024-nucleotide messenger RNA. It is a transcript of the gene FAM149B1, whose product is annotated as family with sequence similarity 149 member B1. The record is from RefSeq and is a predicted model, not a curated record. Gene Ontology annotation, biological process: protein localization to cilium; cilium assembly. NCBI's taxonomy places the organism in Eukaryota, Metazoa, Chordata, Mammalia, Pholidota, Manidae.